Messenger RNA from Betta splendens (Siamese fighting fish), 2340 nucleotides. RefSeq names its product peptidase, mitochondrial processing subunit alpha (gene pmpca). Bases 78 to 1658 code for a protein of 526 amino acids. Gene Ontology annotation, molecular function: metalloendopeptidase activity; metal ion binding. Gene Ontology annotation, cellular component: mitochondrion. The record is from RefSeq and is a predicted model, not a curated record. The transcript has 13 exons. NCBI's taxonomy places the organism in Eukaryota, Metazoa, Chordata, Actinopteri, Anabantiformes, Osphronemidae.
AGGCGGGUCACGUUUAAACAGCAACCAAUCGGAAUGCGGAACGGGCAAGCGUUUCGCCACACUUCUUCUUCCGGGCUAUGCCCUGGUCACGCACAGGACCCAAAAUGGCGACACACUUAACGAAGUGUAGAACCUGGAGUGGUUUCCAAAGGUUUGGGAUCACGACUUACAGAAAGUACAGUAGUGGCAGUGGAUACCCAAAUAUAUCGCUCUCUACGCCGCUGCCUGGGAUUCCUAAACCAGUGUUUGCAUCUUUGGAUGGUCAUGAAACAUCUGAGACCAAGAUCACCACUCUAGAAAAUGGCCUCAAAGUCGCUUCCCAAAACAAAUUUGGUCAAUUCUGCACAGUUGGAAUUCUAGUUAAAGCAGGAUCAAGAUAUGAAGCUAAAUACCCAAGUGGAAUUUCACAUUUCUUAGAGAAACUUAGCUUUUCUUCCACAGCACAGUACGGAAGUAAAGAUGAAAUCCUUUUUGCUUUGGAAAAGCAUGGAGGGAUAUGUGACUGUAAAACAACAAGAGAUAUCGCCACGUAUGCAGUGUCAGCAGAAGCAAAGAGCCUGGACACAGUGGUCAGCCUUCUUGCUGAUGCUGUCCUCCACCCUCGACUGCUGGAGGAAGAGAUGGAGAUGACCAGAAUGGCCACACGCUUCGAGUUGGAGGAUAUAAGCAUGAGGCCAGAUCCUGAACCCUUGCUUGAAGAGAUGAUUCAUGCUGCCGCAUACAGAGGCAACACAGUUGGACUGCCUCAUUUUUGUCCUUUAGACAAUGUGGACAUUAUUGACCAGGAAAUGAUUUACAACUACUUGCGUAGCUACUAUACUCCUGACCGCAUGGUGCUCUCUGGAGUUGGCGUUGACCAUGAGCAGCUGGUGGAGUGUGCCAGGAGGUACCUGCUGAAUGUGACGCCAGUGUGGGGGUUGGGACCUGUACAAGAUGUGGACAUGUCUGUAGCACAGUACACUGGUGGCAUGGUCAAAAUAGACAAGGAUAUGUCGGUGAAUUUUGUUCCUGAUAAAACUCCAAAGCGCACCCACAUCAUGAUUGGCCUAGAGAGCAGCUCCUACAUGCUUGAGGAGGACUUUAUUCCCUUUGCAGUGCUCAACACAAUGAUGGGUGGAGGGGGUUCUUUUUCUGCCGGAGGACCUGGGAAGGGCAUGUUCACCCGUCUCUACCUCAACGUACUCAACAAGUAUAACUGGAUGUACAACGCCACCUCUUACCAUCAUAGCUACGAGGACACAGGGCUGCUAUGCAUCCAUGGCAGUGCCUACCCAAAAGUGGUAGGGGAAAUGGUGGAAGUAAUAACAAGAGAGUUUGUUAAUAUGACUGCUACUCCAGACGAGUCAGAGCUGGAGAGGGCCAAAAUUCAGCUAAAGUCCAUGUUGAUGAUGAAUCUUGAGGCCCGGCCAGUGAUUUUUGAAGAUGUUGGGCGCCAGGUUCUUGCCACUGGAAAGAGAAAGUUGCCGCAUGAGCUGUGUGAUUUAAUAGGUAACGUGACGGCCAGUGACAUCAAAAGAGUAACAAGUAAGAUGCUGCGCAGUAAGCCUGCAGUAGCAGCUCUGGGAGACCUGACAGACCUGCCCUCAUAUGAAAAAAUCCAAGCUGCCCUGUCCAGCAAAGAUGGACGCCUGCCCCGUGGAUAUAGUCUUUUUGGAUAGAGCCUAAUUGUCAAUCAUAAAGUCUGAAGGUCUGAUAUCGCUGUAAAUAAACUGGACUGGAAUUUUUUUCCUAGUAUUUCCUUACACGACAGAAAUCAGCUCACUCUGGGGGGGAGCAUGAAGCCAAACCCUCACCAAGCUGCUUAAUUAAUGAGACUGAGGGAUUCAAAGCAGAGUUCGGUUUUACUUUACUUACUUUACUAGAGUAGUGGAUGUCCACUUAGAGUAUGUUUAUUUAUUGUUUUUGGACAGGAAGUCGUUUGUUCUUGUAUAACUAAGCUAAUUGACUUGAAUAGCUUUAGGGAGAAGAGUAAAAUGGGGGCGGCUUCCCUUCCUGCCAGUGUCAAAGCUUAUGUUUAGACAUUUCUGUUUGCACACCCUCAACUCAGAGCCCCAGCUCAUCUUUCUCUAGCUACAACAUACACAAACUUGUGUAAGUCCAUGUGUUGCUGCGGAAAGCACAACUUUGCUAUAUUUAACCGAGGACUGAUAAAGAAAAUAGAUCGGUUUAUAAAGCUUUAUUACUGUAGUCACUUUGUCCCAGCAAAAACUAAGUAGGUUCAGUCACAUUGAGGUCAGAUGUACCAUUAAAAAUGAAUAUUGCUUAAUUAUGUAUUUGUUCUUGUAAUAAAUUCACUUAAAAUGUACCAUAAAAUUUAAUAGAAUAAAUAAAGAAACUGUA